Aphidius gifuensis is the source of this 2213-nucleotide messenger RNA. RefSeq names its product keratin, type I cytoskeletal 10-like. The record is from RefSeq and is a predicted model, not a curated record. Bases 470 to 1768 code for a protein of 432 amino acids. The transcript has 8 exons. NCBI's taxonomy places the organism in Eukaryota, Metazoa, Arthropoda, Insecta, Hymenoptera, Braconidae.
GGAUUUACAAACUAAAUUUUUUCACAAUAAUUUUGACCUCAAAUUUUCAAGUGAUUGACCGAGAAUUAUUUUUAUAUUAGACACAUGGAGGACAAGUAUUUAUUGAGGGGGGAAUCAAGCAUGCUUAAUGCGUAUAGAAAUUAAAUUAUUUUUUUAUUUCUAUUAAAAUUACAAUUCACAUAUAAAACACGUACGAUUAAAUUAAAUUCCUCCUUGUCCCAGUAAAUAAAAAUAACUUUCAAUUGCAAAAUUUCUGUCAAUUUCAUUACUUAUCUUUCCGAAAAUAUAAAAUUUAAAAAGUUAAUAAAAAAAGAGAAAUAAAAAAAAAUAUAAUAAAAAUUGAUAACAGUAAUUUUUUUGAAUACAAUGGAGCAAUUUUUUUACAACUUUCAAUUCUUCUUUAACGAAAGUGAGUCUUGAUGAAUUCGUGCUCGAGAAAGAAGCAUCUUGGUCUUGUAAUUCAGACAAAAUGAUGAGGUUCACAACGACAAUCUUCAUGGCCAUGUGCCUGAUUGCUCUAGUCAGUUCAAAUCCAUUACCAGAAAAUGAGGGACUCCAAUCAAAGGUAUUAGACCGCUUAGUCAUGGUCGAAAGUGACAACGACACAGCUCAAAGAAGUAAAAGAACUAUUGGCAUACUUCGUCAAUUAUUUCCUCAAGUAUCAAAGAUGAUUGAGGAUAAAGUCAACAAGAUUGUUGGUGAAGUGAUCAAAGCAUUGGGUCCAGCAGUUUUACGUGGUGCACUUGGUGCUCAAAGAAACAUGAAAAAUAAAAAUGAUGGUGGUGUUAGAAAUAAUGGUGGUGGUAGUGGUGAAACAGUAACAGUACCAUUGCCAUCAUUUGAUGAUGAUGAUGACGAUGAAGAUGAGGAUUUAUCAAUAACAAAUGACAUAUCAACUGGCAAAACAACAACAACAACAGCAACAACAACAACAACAAAUGACAGUAAAACUGGUACAGAGAUAACAACUGAUGAUCAAUCAAAGACAUCAUCAUCAACGUCAUCUACAUCUACAACAACAACAACGACAUUAGCUCCGAAUAUAAAUCCAGAAACGGAGAAUCAAGUACAACAGGAAGCGAACAACGAGGCAGCUGGAUCAGAGAACAACGAGGUGAGAGUACAAUUCGAGGAUUCAGCAAACGAAGCAUUGGAACCAUUGGCACCAUUGGACGACGUGGAAGUCAGCGAGGACGACAACAGGAACAAGCGAUUUUUGAGUUUUGGAGGAAAUAAUGGUGGUGGUGCUGGUGGUGGUAGUGGAAGUGGAGGUGGAUCUGGAAACUUUUUAUUUGACAUCAUAAGGCAAGCAGCCGACGGGGCGGCAAGAGCGGCAGGGACGGUUUAUCGUGUGGUGGCGGGCACGCAAAGCCUCGGUCUAGGUCUAAGUGCUUCGCGUGACCUAGGCCCGACCCCAAUGUCCUCAUCUACCGGAGUCCCCGCAGCUGUACCCGCAGCCGCCCCCGCCCCAGCCGCCCCUGUGCCCGGAGCUGGUACGCAACCAUCGCUUGUUGCGGGUAGUGGAUCAGCAGGUACUAGUAGUGGUGGUGGUGGUGGUGCUGGUGCUGCAUCAGCAUCAGCUGGUUCUGAUUCACAAGCUAAAGGUAGUGAUGCAACUCAAGAAGCUGUACCUGGACCAGUUACAAGACUUUUAGUUAUUGCUAAUCGUGGAAUUUCAAAUUUACUUCAAGAUCUCAUUCUGCGUUUGGCAGCGACUAGCGAAAGAAUUGUCAACUUCAAGGCACGAUUGAUCACAUCAAUUAUUUGAAGUGAUUAAAUUGAUUUAACAUGGAAAUGAUCUACAUGGAUCGCGGGUACGACGUUUUGACGACAAAAAAAAUUAAAAGCUAAACAACAACAAUAUAAAUAAUUUAUAAUUUUGUUCGUCCUUUGUUCCCGGGAUCUAUUUUUUAAAUUUGUUAAAAAAGAAAAAAAUGUUGAAUUAUUAUUUUUAUUAUUUUUUUGUAAUUUAGUUUUAUCUUGAUCUCCACUUCACACUCGAUUUGUUAAUUUUAAAAAAUAUUUUAUAUUUUUUGAAUAAUCAUUUUAUUAUUUUCUAUUUUGUUUUUUUUUUUUUUAAAUAUAUUUUUUAUUUUGACUUUCAUUUUAUUUGUUAAACAACUGACCGAGCGUGAAGACUCGUAAAUUGUGAAAAUCAUAGUGAUCAUUUAAAUUCAUGACAACGAUUUUAAUUUAAAUGAAAAAUUAUUCAA